CUCUUGUUUUGGUUGCCACAACUGAGGCGGUGCUUGGAGUAAAAGGGACUGGGCAAUGUCUGACACUUUGAGGAGACUGACAAACACCUCUUCAUUCAGUGUGUUACAGGACAAGCUCGAAACCUGGCACAGCGACUACCACACCCUCUCCUGUGACCAGAAUUUGAACCGAUGCUGUGAGCUGAUUGAGCUCACCGCUAAAAUUCAAAGCCAACUCUUUGCUAUUCUCAACCAGACAGCUACGGAAGGUGGACAAUAUGGUGGAGUGGACACCCUCAAAUCACGUCUUCUGCCAUGGCUUGGAAGCUGUUUUUCUAUGGCAAAACCAUCAGUUUCUGAUGACACUAGUCUACAGCUUAUGCAGGACUCAAUGGAGAAAGACAGGAAACUCCGGGAGCUUUCUUUGUGCCAUGACAGUGACAUGCAAAAGAUGGAGGCUCAGUUGUGCUCCACACGAAUACAAUUAGACUCAGUUAGAGUGGAAUUGGCUGAAGCACAAAAUGAACUGGAUGACACUAAAAACAAGUCUGCAACCACUUUACUGGCAACAGAAGAUGAGAUUAUACAACUCAGAGCAGACUUGCGUGCGGCACGCGAUGAAGUGGAGAUCUAUAAGAGGAAGCUGAGCGCCAUUGAUGACUAUGAGAGACAGAUACAUUUACUUAGGGAUGAAGUGUCUUACCUCACCAAAGAGAAGGCCCUACUGCAGGAAAGGUUGGUCCGGAGCCGCUCCCCCAGUCCUCUGCCCAGGCUGAGCCGCACAUCUAGUCCCAUUCGGAGUGAGUCUCCGACCCGGGCUCAGCUUACUCACUCAUCUCGACACGCUCGCCUUGUCUCUCGCUUCAGUGACCUCUAUGCCGUGGAGAGACUGGAGGCACAGACUAUACUGCGACGCUAUGUGGAUGAUUUAGAUAUGGUCCAAAAAAUCAUCUUCAUUGCUGCUGUGGAAUCCUUCAGAGUAGCGAAGCUGGCGUAUUGUCAGUUCAAACUGCGAGUGAGAAAGACUCUGGCUUCAACUCACUUUGGUCCUGAGAGUCUGGAGGAUGCAGCUGUCGACUACAUCGUCCGAAAUCUUGACUUAUAUGACGUACAAGCCAGCGUGAAUGAUGUGAUCAAUGCCAUGAAUGUGAAUCCUCGCAUCUCGUUCCCUCCAGAGACAGACUUUGUGCUCAUCAGUACUCUGAUCAGAGAGACCUGCAGAGCGGCCUUUGCCAUGCAGACACUGGAGCCACCUCUUGAAUUAGCCUUCGCGAGUGACGGGGAACUGUACAAUGAAUUCAGGUAUCGUCGCAGCUAUGACUCUGAGUUUUCUGCUCCUCUGGUCCUGUACCAUGUGUGGCCAGCGUUAAUGGAAGGAAACAUUGUACUAGUGAAGGGUGAAGCUGUUACUCGCAGAGGUGCUAUGUGGACUAGAAGCCGCAGCAGGAGUAGGAGUGCCAGCCCAGUACGCUCUAGAUCUCUCAGUCCAUCUCGCAGCCUUGCAUAUUACAGCCGAACGAGCCUCUCUCCUGGACAACUAAGAUCUAGCCACUUGUGAUCACCAACCUCUCCAUUCUGCUGUAUGGAGUAUUACCAAAGCACAAACAAAUAAAGUGGUAUUUUGGUUCUUGUGCGUUAAAUUUUAUACCAAAAUUGCAGCAUGUUUGUCACAGCUCCCCAAAACAUGGCAGCU
Periophthalmus magnuspinnatus is the source of this 1672-nucleotide messenger RNA. It is a transcript of the gene spata18, whose product is annotated as spermatogenesis associated 18. The transcript is spliced from 13 exons. Gene Ontology annotation, cellular component: mitochondrial outer membrane. Gene Ontology annotation, biological process: mitophagy by internal vacuole formation; mitochondrial protein catabolic process. Bases 56 to 1537 code for a protein of 493 amino acids. Lineage: Eukaryota; Metazoa; Chordata; Actinopteri; Gobiiformes; Gobiidae. The record is from RefSeq and is a predicted model, not a curated record.